Messenger RNA from Sungouiella intermedia, 261 nucleotides. The record is from the annotation of a GenBank genome assembly. Lineage: Eukaryota; Fungi; Ascomycota; Pichiomycetes; Serinales; Metschnikowiaceae.
AUGUCGCUCUCAUCGGAGUCACUCAAAGAUAUCAUCCAGGAGAGACUUCAGGCUUCGCUCGUCCAGGUUGAAGAUAUGUCUGGAGGAUGUGGCCAAGCAUUUGCUGUGAUCAUUGUGUCACCUCUUUUCAAAGGAAAGAAUAAACUAAUGAGACACCGGUUGGUCAACAACAGCCUCAAAGAAGAAAUCGCUGCCAUACACGCAUUUACCCAGAAGGGAUUCACGCCUGAGGAGUGGCAAGCACAAGGUGGAGCGCUCUAG